AUGGCGGGUUCUACCAUUGACGCUGCCAAAACGAGUAGCAAGAGCCGGGAGUUGAUGUCGGUGAUGUGGUCAAUGACUACUCUUGCCACAUUGCUCGUGGUUACUCGUUUAUGCGUUCGGCAGAGAAUGUUACGCAACUUUGGGUUUGACGACUGGUUGAUCGGAGCAUCCAUGAUCUUCGAUUUGAUUUCUGUUGUGACAGCGACAAUCUCUGUGGCGUAUGGAUUUGGACAACAUACGGCCAGUCUUGAGACACAGGCCGUGGAGAAAGCCCUCCUGUGGACCAUGAUCUCAUUCAUCUUCGGAAUCAUAUCAUUCGCGUUACCAAAGCUCGCCGUUGCCGCUCUGCUCCAUCGAAUCAUGAACCCAACCUCCAUUCAACGCAUCAUAAUGUGGGGUCUAGUCAUCCUGGUGGCUGUCAUUGCCACUGUCAACAUCUUGAUUUAUGUUACCAUGUGCAAUCCACCACAGGCACUCUGGAAGAGCUCAAUGGUAUUGAGCGGGGAGGCCACGUGCAGGAAUAUUUCGAUUCUUAUAGAUUAUGCUACGUUCAACGGAGCGAUCUCUGCAUUUGUCGAUCUCUUUCUCGCAAUCUAUCCCGCGAUCAUCCUGUUCAAACUUCAAAUGUCAUUACGCAAAAAGAUCGCAUUGACUGCUGCGCUUGGCCUGGGCUCGAUUGCGGCUGCAACUGCCAUGGUAAAAUGUGCUCAGAUAAAGGGUUUAGUAAACCAGGCAGAUGCAACCUCACUUGUCGAGGCCAACGUCGUUAUUAUUGCAGCCUGUAUCCCAACAUUACAGCCGAUGCUUGAGCUUAUUCUGAGAAAGCUGAAACUGAUUUCCACAAGCAAGGGUACCUCCAAGCCAUCAUCUUAUGCACAACACAAGAUAUACGACAAUCAGUACAGCUCAAGGGCUCAAGUGUCGAAAAAAGAAAGACCAACUCUUCUUUCCAGGAAGGAGAGUCAGGAAAGUAUCCUGAAUGACCUGGACCAAUGCCAGAUACGGUGCACAGAUGAGGUUUAUGUUGAAUAUGAGAUGCAACCAGUGAAACAACCAUCUCCAAAGUAA
Messenger RNA from Aspergillus glaucus CBS 516.65, 1068 nucleotides. RefSeq lists its product as uncharacterized. The record is from RefSeq and is a predicted model, not a curated record. The coding region runs from base 1 to 1068 and encodes 355 amino acids. NCBI's taxonomy places the organism in Eukaryota, Fungi, Ascomycota, Eurotiomycetes, Eurotiales, Aspergillaceae. The transcript has 6 exons.